CGCCGCCAUAACCGCCAUAUCGACGUUUGGGGAAUGACACUGGGAUGGAGCAGACUGGCAGACGAUGAAGAUGCUCCUCGGCGAUAUCGUGAAUGAACCUCGCUCGUGCCUUCCACUCUGGGAUAUCUGGCAACAACAACCAUGUCAGGGAGUGAAGGUCCCUUCGCAGGCCCACCGUGGACCGACAUCCCAAUCCACCUGCUCCACGCCGAGCUCCGCAGACGCGAUGACGAGCGGCCAUUGUGCGGGACCAAAGGCAAGAGUGGCUCCUACAAUACUCCCCUCCACGUCUUCGCUUUGGUCUUGAUACUCGUGCUUAGUACUCUUGCAUGCUCCUUCCCCAUCCUCGUCAAACGCGUCCCGAAGUUCCCCGUGCCCCAUCAGUUCCUCUUCCUCUCGCGGCACUUUGGUACCGGCGUGCUCAUCGCGACAGCAUUUGUGCACCUGCUGCCUACUGCCUUUGAAAAUCUCACAGACCCAUGUCUGCCGUACUUCUGGACCAAGGGCUAUGCACCCAUGCCCGGCUUGAUCGCUAUGACCUCUGUCUUUGUCGUGGUAGGGAUAGAGAUGUUCUUUGCCUCUAAGGGCGCCGGUCAUUCUCAUACAAUAGACUAUGAGGCACUGGGGUUAGACCAUGGCGACGCCCAUUCUCGGCCAGCACAUAGGCGGAGCAACAGCAAUUCGCGGUUUCGAUCGGCAUCAGUCCGGGCCAACGGGCUGGCACCAGACAUCAUGUUGCACGAUAUUGCCGGGUCAUCCGAACAUUUGAUGUCUGGCCGAUCGCCAUCGGUUCCCGCGAGCUCGCCUCGGCCCUUCCCGCGGAAGAAUCGUGAAGGGCGCGGCUCUUUGGAGAAUGACUGCAAUUUCGACUUCGACCCCGACCUCGAUGAAUUGGGCUCACCAGGUGCCGGUGACUCUGAAGACGAAUCCCGUCUGCUCUCUCACCCAGCCGCCCGAAAAGACCCUCACCGUGCUUCAUCGCCUGGUUCUGACCCGGCUCCUGAAAUGACAGAAGCGCAACAUAAGAAACAAUUACUGCAGUGUCUUUUGCUUGAGGCUGGCAUUCUCUUCCACAGCGUCUUCAUUGGCAUGGCUCUAUCCGUGGCGACUGGAACAUCCUUCAUUGUUCUGCUAGUCGCCAUAUCAUUCCACCAGACUUUUGAAGGCUUCGCGCUAGGCUCUCGAAUUAGCGCCAUUCGCUUCCCAGCGCAUUCACCGAAACCAUGGCUUAUGGCGCUGGCAUACGGGACUACGACACCAAUCGGGCAGGCUAUCGGACUCGGAAUCCACACGCUGUACGAUCCUGCUAGUCAGACGGGGUUGCUGACAGUCGGUGUCACGAACGCUAUCAGUAGCGGACUGCUUUUAUUCGCAGGGCUGGUGGAGCUGCUAGCCGAAGACUUUCUAAGCGACGAAAGUUAUGUCAUCCUGAAGGGCAGGAAACGUAUAGAGGCAUACGGGAGUGUUAUCACAGGAGCAGCGUUAAUGGCAAUUGUUGGGGCUUGGGCAUAAAGGGGACUAUCAUGAAUGCCUUCGAAUUUCUCAGGAACAACAUUGUACAGAUAUGGUGUUCAUAGUUUUAGACGAAAAUGACAAACUCA
Molecule: messenger RNA, 1601 nt
Organism: Lindgomyces ingoldianus
Lineage: Eukaryota; Fungi; Ascomycota; Dothideomycetes; Pleosporales; Lindgomycetaceae
Product: Zinc/iron permease
Exons: 3
Coding region: 142-1512 (456 amino acids)
Biological process (GO): zinc ion transmembrane transport
Cellular component (GO): plasma membrane
Molecular function (GO): zinc ion transmembrane transporter activity
Source: RefSeq, a predicted model, not a curated record